Messenger RNA from Volvox carteri f. nagariensis, 15076 nucleotides. RefSeq lists its product as uncharacterized. NCBI's taxonomy places the organism in Eukaryota, Viridiplantae, Chlorophyta, Chlorophyceae, Chlamydomonadales, Volvocaceae. Bases 1 to 13299 code for a protein of 4432 amino acids. The transcript is spliced from 45 exons. The record is from RefSeq and is a predicted model, not a curated record. Gene Ontology annotation, biological process: protein targeting to vacuole; protein retention in Golgi apparatus. Gene Ontology annotation, cellular component: extrinsic component of membrane.
AUGUUCCGGAAGCUUCCAGCAAUGACGCAUUCGAUACGCUACGUCGCGCGUCUAGUUUCGGCACCGCCACAACACAGGUUCCGACCGGCCAAGUGCGAAAUCUUACAACGGAGGGAACCUUCAGGUGCUGGCUUGUGGACCGCAGGCGGCGAUAGCACGGAGACCCCUGACGGCCAGAAUGUGCAGCCUGUCGUCGACGAUCAGCUGCGUCACAUCUUUCCCGAAAGGCCUGCUGUGGUCACAUUGCUGCGCAGCAACAUCAAUCUCCCCACAGACGAAGCUGCGCAUCUAGCUGAGGAAUGCACAGGAUCAGGGGGUCCUUAUGUGAAUGGAGAGUGUCCUCGUGACAGCGAGCAUAACUGCGUCCGGAUCUCGUUUUCCAUGCUGCAGGAUGGGACUAUGGCAAAUGAGAUUGAGCUAUGUCAUACACUGGUGCAGUGGCCGUACCUAACAGAAAUGUCUUUGGUGUCAUCUAUCAUAGCGAUUUUCUUGCCAGGUUGGGGUCAUCCCUCAUCAGGCGCGGAGGCGCUUUUGCGAUUAUCUGCAACCCCUUGGUUCUACUUAAACUUCGUGCUACGUAACAGCCAACUUUAUGUUCCUGUCCUGGCCCCGCACCUGCGGCACUUAACUUAUGGCUGGCGUGCAGCUGCUGCGGAGGCGGCCAGGAAGGAUGUCCAUCUGACUCCAGAAAAUUUGCAGCAGAUCUUUGCCAGUAUGGUGGACGAUGGCAUUGCCGUGAACACGUCAACGAGUGCCCCAUCUGAGAGUGGUGAUGGGCGGCAACGCCUGUGCAAUGAAAGCAAGAAGCCUCCUUUGCCCAAGCUAUCAAGGCCAUUUCAUCGCGUCGGCUUGGUUGGGAGUAACGACGAGGCCACAAGGUCACCACUUGGGGAUCCUACAUUGUCAUGCAACUGGGCCACUCUGUCUAUGCGGCAAAUGGCGGGUGUUCCGGCGUGUGAGGAUCAGCCAAAACGGCUGGAGCAAAUGGGUGUGGUACUUACAAUGGCCGCCUUUCGGGUUGGUUACUUUGCAGGUGGCGAUGGCGAGAGCAGCCUAAAACUUGACUUACGCAAUGGCGCGGGUUUUGUACGACACAACAGUGCACAGGUGACGAACUGGCUUCUGCCCAUCCGGAGUAUGUCCUUUGAGCAUCGCUGCGCUGCGCCCACGGUCGAAGAGUCACAAGUGCUCCAAAAGUAUAUCGUCGCUGCACGUAAGCUGGUGUUUCAAGUGAAACGUAUGCAACGCCACAAGGAGGAAAAAAAGAGGAUAGAGGAGCAGUCGACGCGCGGGAAUGUGACAGAAUCACAGCAGGUCGCAGUGAAGAGCUCCGCGGCCAGCAGGAAUGUCCUCAACGACGCAGAAGGUGUUUCAUCAGGAGUGGUGGGCGGUGAUGACUUUGCGUCAGUGCGCUCCCGUGCCAUGCAACGCAGUGGCGGGACGUCAGCUCUGGAUCUCCUGGUGGAGCAAGCAACGCUUCGCGCGGCCGGACUACUGGAGCUCCACAAUCUGCCGUUGCCCACAAGUUCUGCAGCCCUUAUCGCGUCUGGAAAACUCUUAUCGCGUCAACCAGCUGUCAGCAAAAUCUUAUUUAACCUUGAAACUGCAGUCAUCCGUGCCUCUUUUUCGAAUAUUCCACUGUGGCACGCCUUGUUGGACGACGUUGGCAUUGCGGUUGACCUUCUGCAGCGGAACAACGGUCUGUUCCCGCCGGCACCAGUAAUUGCUUGGCCGACAACCUCGACAUGUCCACGCGCCCAUACCCCUGCAUCUGAGGCGGCCAUGGAGGCAAGGGCAACUUGGAAGUUUCGAACCAGUUCCAUGUCGGUGGAAGCUAAGAUAGAGUCGCUUGGUUUCGUCCUUUGUGAUGAUAAGGCAAAGUCAUAUGGUGCACCUGAUGUUCUCACGGCUGCCUUGGAGCAGGUCACAGUCCAGUACAGCACAGAGAAACGCUGCUUGUAUAUUCGCAAUGCAAUCAGGUACUAUGACCACCUGCCAGAGCAGUCAGGCUGCAUAUCUCUACGUUUGGCGGCGCAGUUCUUGAAUAACUCCACAGGCCGGUAUGUCUUUGUGACAUCUAGCGAGCUUAUGAAGCUCACAUUCCAUCCAUCUUGCCUGCUAACUCUUGGAGACACGCUUUCCUUUGUCCGGCGCCUCUAUGAUCGACAUGAAGUAGCUACAACCGUCACGGGCGUCUCACGUGGGGGUGCAACUGCUCCGGUUGCCGAGGAUCCGCCCACUGUUAGCGAGCAGAUGGCGUUAUCUGGAUCUAUCAUGAUGCGCGUGCCCCAAAGGUAUCUUAUCCAGAACCUGACAGGGCUUAUGAUGUCUUACUGGGCUCCUAAAAGCGAAAGUGACGUGCAGCCAGCAUCUACCAAGCGGAUUCUGCCUUCAGGUUGUAGCGAGGAGUUGCAGGUCACGCCCACGGCGAAGCAGGUCAAAAUUGUGGGGCCGGGUGGAGUUGUCCUUACACGCUUGCAAGCACAGGUCAUUGUCCUUAAUUUUGAGGGGAGCUGGAUGCCAGUUACAGAUGUUUCUGUUGAUGUGGUGGGCAAAUACUGCUACGAGCUGCACUCACCUACCGACGACCAGCGAGCGCCUGUGGUAGUGGAUGUCGUGCUUGUUGGGCGUACAAAAAUCUUGAAAAUCCACUCAGCACUUUUUGUCCAGAAUAACACCAACUGUCGCUUGAGCUUUCGGCUGCACUUUCCAUCUGUAUCACUUGCACGCCAAGUUGUGCGAGGUGCUGGUGACGUACAGCUGCCAGGCGAACAGGACAUCCGCUUACGACCGCUAAAGCCAGGGGAAGGCCGCUACCUACCAGUCGUCGCCGCUCUUGGAGGCAGUUUGUACCUUGAGGCACGCACCCCGCAAGGAAAAGGAUGGUGUACAUACGAGGCCGCGCAGCACGACGUGAUAAGGCUUUUCCCACGAGUCAGUGAUAUGCUUGAACAGGCAGGGUUCAUCGCGACGGGAUUACCUGUUGUUAACCAAAUGGGGCUGUAUGGAAACUCACCCCUGCACUUCGCAGUCAAGGUGAGGGUCAGGACACGGACAGAGUACUCGUACACAACCUUUCAUUCUAUGGAGGUGCCAGGACCGGGUCUAUUUGCCAAGGCGAGCCGGCCUCUGGAAGCGUCAGUAAAAAUUUGUCCCACGAUUGUGCUUACGAACUCCCUGCCAUAUUACAUGGAGGGCUACAUCAUAUCACUGAAUGCCGUCAACCGCGAGCUAGAAGUUAGCAACAAGGGCACCACCAGUCCUCAGGUGGCCGCUAACCCGAUCACGGUAUCCGCUGGUAGCGUUUUGGCGGCGAGUGACGGUGUAAGCAACAACAGCGGUCCACCGGCUGGCGUAUCGAGGCGGUUCAUGAAGAUCCGUCGAAGUGAAACUGUUCUGGAGGAGACGCGUGAGCUUGACGAGGAACGCAUAGUCCUCGACUUCGAUGCACUGGUUAAAAUGUUGAAGCCAAAGGCGGCUAAGGAACUGCAACUUCGUAAGGUGCCCGGAUACGAGACCAUGACCUCGAACGUUAAAAAAUGCAACAUGCUUGCUCGAUUAUAUUGCGAGCUCCGCUGGGCUGCAAAGCGCAAUGUCAAGGAGAUGGACCUACUUACCCGGAUCGAAACAGAGCCUGCAGAUAGGGUUACAUGGCAGGAGCUUGAUGGCUUCAUCGAGUGGGCGAGGCAAAGUGUGCGGCUUGUGCAUGUGCCGCCAGGGGAGGCCCAGCCUCUGUACUUGGACAUGCACAAGCAGAUGGUUUUGUGCAUUAAGGUCCCUGAGUUGCACCUCCAUUGCACCAGGCCUGUCGAGGUGAACCACGGCUGCAGCACCGCCACGAACGGAGAUCACGAGCUUCCUGACUUCGUGCGCCUGGAAUACGUGGAGGACCCUGAUAUGCCCUUGAGCCAUGUUCUUCGGGAUAUGAUGUCGCGUAACCAUGUUGAGCCGGCGCGACCGCUGUUACAGGUGGUCAACCAGAAAUUUCAAGAUACUGCAGCAGCCGUGGGCGACAGGGUUGCCAACACUGUUGAUAAGGUGGCCAAUACCGUUCGUGACGUGUUCUCUGGGCCCCACCAUGGCAAGGCUGUUCAGCACACGCUACCGGCAGAAUCCGCACCACCGAAUUUGAUGCAUGCUGACUCCUUGUCCUACUGGCAAGACAACCAGAACACAAUUGUACGGUUGCAGCUGCUUGUGAAGCCGGGGCCCUGGCAUGGGACCAUUGGCACUGAUUGCAGUCACCAGGGAGCGGUGGGUACCGACACCGAUGCAGCGGCGACGCCCACGGCUAGGGGCCCACUGCUCAGCAGUCGCGUUGCUGACUCGUGUCAUGCCACAGGCCUAAAUGUUUUAGCAGCAGAUGCAGCUCCAGCCGCACAAGGGUUCCCUGCAACUGGCAACACCACUGGCGACAGUUUUGCUGCGUUGGAUCAUGGGGUUACUGGUCCUGCCUCACCAUUUGCCAGGCAGGCCUUCGCCGCCGUACCCUUGGACCUGGGGAAGAGCAACGAUUCAGCUGAUGCUGUUUCAGUGCCAACGUCGGAGCAACCUGCUACAGGUCUGCCAUCAUCCGGUGUGCCCCAGCCUAGGGCAUUAUCCUCAGGCUCGGCUCUCCCGCCAGCGUGGUCCAUCUUCGACAGAUUCCGAGCGUCGACUGUAGGCAAAACUCAUGAUGCCAAGGUUUUGCAAGCCACGGAAAGCAGUGAGGCUACAGUAAGGACCAAUCCAAGGUGCUCACAGACGACCAGUGCUACUGGCACCCCCCACCAAACGAGCCCAGGAAGUGUUGUGCACGAGAGCGAUUCCGCCAGUCCUAUAUGUUUUCCGGGAGCAUCACCAAGCAGGCACUCCCAAGAAUAUGCAUGCCAAGUGACAAUGCCCACAAAAUCUGCUUUCCAUGCGGACGCAACUUCAAGCAUGGCCAUACCGGGUGCAUCUUAUGGCGACGGCACGGCGACCGGAGUUUGCACAGGCGACAGGUUACCUUUACGAACGCCGAGAAGCAGCGGCUCUCACCGUCAUGACACGUUGUGGUCCGUGAAUGCUGUGUACACAUGUGGAAGCAGCAUGUCGACGCUAUCCGGAUCUGAUUUGCCGACACGUGUGCCAGCUGUGGAGCUCCAUCAGCCGGAAGACCCAUUAAAAACGUUGGAAUUCGGGCAUUGGAAGAGCGGAUUGUGUUCACCUGUGCCUGGCGACCUAUCCCGCCGGGGAUCUGCAAGCACACGUGAAGCGGCCGGUGGGUCAGGCAGCAGCCGCCCGGCUACACAACCCGACAACCAACCAGCUGUGGCGGGUCAUCUAUCUGCAACACAAGAUUUGCUGGAUUCCCGUCCGGCAGCAAAGCUCUCCGACGGGUAUGCACACCUGGAGAAAUACAGUGAAAUCGCUGGCCGCAUUGCGGGACGUACAAACCGGGCCAUGCGACGUUCUGUUACUCUCUCCGGAAGUCCAACGCUGCGACGAGCACAUAGCAGGUCACUUCGCCCAGCUCUUAGCGUGGUUACCUGUGCAGCUGCAGGCGCCAGCACUUCGCGGAGCAAUGCAAGGGAAACCGUGUCCCUUCAGCUUUCAAGUCCACUGGAGGCACCCGUCGGUGCUUACCUACCUGGACUAGAGGCACAGGCGGGGAUCGAUGUCACCCGGCUACACGGCAUCUCCCCGGACAGCGAUUUAGAGACGGGCGACGUCAGUGAGGUGACAAGGGACGGGCAUCGAGCUUCUGGUAACACACGGGACUUAAACAGUCGCAGAGUUGAGCGAGACCUGCCUUCCAUUAGCGAGGCUGCGAAUCACGGCACCACUGGAGAACUGAACAUAAUGGGAGGAUCGACUAUGGUGGCUUCAGGAAACGUCAGCAGUCAGCUGCCCCAUGGUAGAAGGUGGACUGCUGAUGAUGUUGGCAAUGAUACAUGUUACGUGGACGAAUUUCUGGGGUACGACGACUUCGGCAUCUUGGCCGGGGCCAGUGUGGCUGAGACGUGUAGGAAGUCACCCGUUGGCCCUAAAAGUCACUCGGAGAAACGCCUGUAUGGUAGGACCUCUCGGCAACCACGUGAGCGUGCAUUAAUGGGACGCCUUCAGCAGUCAUCUUUGGAAGGCGGUGUCGGCAAGAAAGGGUCAUUACAACGAAGCUUCAAAGCCUUUCUGCUUCGAGAAGGGCGGCUACCAUCCAAUCCAAUGCUGCUGGCCAAAAGUGCCAUGCAGGUUGUGCCACGCCUUCCUGACAUAGCCCGCAUAGUGGGAGAAAGGAUUGUCGAUGGUGGUCAACAGGUUAUCCAAGGGGUUCCACACAUGGCAACGGUGGUGGCAGACACUAUUAUUGCUGGGGGCCAAGGUGUUAAGGAGAAGGUGGUCGAGAGCACAGAGCAAGCUAUCAAGAUUGCAAAGCCGAAGAUCAAGAAAGGUCUUUUGGCAAUGGCGUGGAAGGCGACGGAAGCUAUGCGCAAGAGGAAACAGGGAGUAGAUGGUUUUGCAACCUAUGACAACCUCCAGUUCUCUCGCAGCGGCAAACACAAGAACAGUCAGGAACGUGCCCCUAAAGUUUUACUCCUCAGCUUGCAUAACAGUCUCGCGGACAAGGACGAAUACGUCUGUCACUUGACACUGUAUGCCCCUUACUGGGUAGACAACCGCACCGGCUUGUACUUACUAUUCAAGGACCUAGACGCGCCCGCAGGCCUCGACAACUUGCCGUUCCUGUUAUGGAAUCCAGUUCGAGUUCCGGGGGAUAAACCUGGUAAUGUACCUAGCGAGGCAUCCAAGGAACCUGGAAGCUGUGAUGGGGUUUCCACGCCGCGCCUUGACAAGCGAUCGGUGUUGGGGCUACAGCCAGGCAAGGGACGGCGUGGUGGCCACGGCGGCCAAGGGCAAAAGCCGGCGCUGCUAAACGAUCAGGCACGCACAAGGUUUUGUGUAGAAGAUCACGGCCAUGCAAGGACCGACUUCUGUAUCGCAUUUACUAUUGCGACUAUCAACCAGAAGUACUCUGUGGAUAUCAAGGGGGAAAAGGUCCAUCCAUUCCUUUCGGAAGAUGCGUUGCGCGGGUUUGCUAAAUUUCCUAUUGCCUCAAUUGGGCCGCGUUAUUCCCGCAACGAGCCUAGCUUGCGCACAAAUGUUCCGGAAAUCGUCAGCAACUUUGGACUGGAUAGAGUGAACGGUGGAGAAUCUCCUACCGGGUUUUCCCCCCGCUCGAGUGCUCAACGUGGUCAGGUCCAAAUGGAAGUUAUACCUGUCCCUGAUGGCGUUACGCAGCGGAAGUCUGGGCCAGCAGCCGAUACAGCACCAAAGCAGCAGCCAAGUGGCCCUGAAGAGGUGUCCUUGAGUCCCCAACCUGCAAACAUUAAGGACGCGCUGUCGUCAGGCCUGCCGCCCCGUCAUGCCACGUUUCAAUCGGAUUUCGAGCUCCCGGCAGACGCUGCUGGACCUACAGAGAAAUUAGAUGUUGAAGGGUCUAGUGAACAGAGGACAGGCAUUAUACCGCUCCUGACAGGGGAACACCCGGCGUAUGCAUCAAGCCACGGCGUCGAAGCCGAAGGUGUUACCAAGACAAAUCAGGCUUCAAGCAGCCAGCCCGCGGCGAUAUGCGCAAAGCUGUCCGGAUUUGGUCCGACGGCUUCGGCGGACACAGGUCUGGCUCUGCCUAAGCUUCAAAAUGGUCCUAAAGGGCUUACUGUACCGGAAAUUACUCCGGCUGACAAUGGUGACGAGGAUUAUGUUGAUGAUGAUGGAAAAGGUCCACCCAUGACGUCGAUGCCGACGGCUCCGCUCCCUGAUAUUCCCAAGCACGGAUUCCUAAGGGCAGAAAUUCCGUCCCUGCCGAGUCUGUAUGCACCGAACGCGGACACUGCGUCGUCCUUUGGCAGGCUGCAAGGGUCAGCUCCUGCAGGAGAUCGGUUGUCUUCGGCAUCGGCAAUAACUGAUAUUGAGCGUAAAGGACGUAAGCGUUCCUCCCGGCAAGACAGCAACCAAGAUAGCAUUGAGCGCACCCAGUCUGGCCACAAGCAGUCGGCGCCCACCCAUGUGCGCCGUCUAUAUCAAUUCGCUGUGGAGGUCUGGGCUGCACCAAACGACACUGUGUUUGGCCGGACAAAGGUUAUAACUGUCAAGAACAAGUACUUGAUACUCAAUGCCACUGGAUUGCUUAUCGAGUACAAGCAGAAGGGAACUCCAGAUCCAGGCUUUAACCCCGGUCAAGGGAAGUAUGGUAAAACAAGGCGCUUUUCCCGGCGACUACCGCAUAAUUCUAGCGCCUCUUGGCACUGGGAUGAUGCAGACGCUGAACACGAGCUGGUAAUACGUCCAGCAGGUGACGACUGGGAGUGGUCAGGUAGUUUUGAGCUUCCUGAAGUCGAGGACUACUUUGGCCUCCGUAUUCGCCAUCGUCAGCGCAACGAGUACGUCAUUAUUCCCGUCAAUAUCACUGUUGGCGCUGCAGGAUCCGUGCUCGUGACUCUAAACAGCAAAGGGUCCGUUCCUCCAUACAUGAUUAUCAAUCGCUGCCGGGAUGUGAUUAUCCGCCUGAAGCAGGCUGAUUACAACCCCCGCCCUGUGAAUGGCGGGGAUUCUAACAGACCGCGGGAGUGUUGGGACGAAAUCCAGCCGGGAUCAAACCAAAUGCCCUUUGCUUGGGACGAGCCGCGCCUCAGGCACGUUGUUAAGGUUGUGGCCUACAUUGAGCGGGAUAAAGCGACAAACCAGGCCGACGCCAUUGACGUGGACCUGGACGCUGUUGACGCGAACCGCACAAUCGACAUUCAGUCACGGUCAGCGCUUCCCUUGCAGUUAAGCACUCAUGCAGCCCGGGCCAAGUUAACAGACAACGCAAAGAAGGUCUACGUCACUGUCUACGCGGAUGGACCCACGCGUGUGCUUUGUUUCUCCGAAGACCGCAGUGGCGCCGCCAAUCUGGAUGAUGAGAACAGUCUGCUUAACCUGUCGUAUCGACUGCAAAGGGUAGCCUCACGGUUGAAGGAAGUUGACAGAAGGCUUGUGCAGCGAUUGGGUGGUGUAUUGGAUUUAGAAGUCGGCGCGCAAGCUACUGUUGAACACGAUGGAGGCAGCAGCCAGCGAGCAAAUACUGCGAGUGUCUUGGGCGAUGAACACCGGCGGCCUGUUCGAAACCGUGCUGGGCAUGCCGCUCCAUCUCGGUUAAUUGGCAUGGGCGCAUUCCGCUUUGGAGCCCUGCAAAUGCCGUCUAGUGGAACGGCUACACCAUCAGUAUUGCAUCCUGGUGGUGCAGGCGCAGGCGCACAAGGAGCACAGUUUGCAUUCUCGCGCUUUCCAUCCUUGGGGUUGCGAGGCGGAAGUGGCACAGCGUCAGUCGCACAAGCGCCAAUCGCUAACACACCAGUUUCCAACUCCACGCUUUCUCCUGCAGCACAGCCAGCGCACCCCAGCCGAACCCAAUCGAACCAGAGUCAUGGGCCUAGCAUCACCAGACUUGCUCAAGGGCUAUCACCGUCUAUGGAUGGGCUCGUACCGUUGUUCAGGUUAGCCCCAGGCGCUGACGAUGCAUCAUUGCAGACACUGGAGGCUUUACCCGCUUACGGUGGAAACAUCGACUUGCCCGUUGGCGGAGACCUUACUGUAAUUCUCCGUUCUGUGGAGGGGCUUUCGGCAGGCUUAAGGAGCAACGAGAAGAUUAUCGCUGUGGAAGGUCAGAUGGCAGUUGUGUCCAGCAUUCCUGGUAGGGGCGAUGUCAAAGCCAGCUGGAUGCAGCCCAUUGACCAGCCUACAUUGCCUUCCAAUGGCGGUAGCGGUGGUGGUACAAAUGUAGCUGGUCCUGGGAGCUCUACGUGUCAUGUACUCCUGCAGGAUCAUAUGGAGAUCUUCCGUGAUGUUGCUGCUUCCUCGGAACUGCGGAUCGAGUUUUACGUUGCCAAGGGGACAGAACAAUCGCAGGUUGGGCCGGUUGGGCAGGGCUGCCUUACGGUUCUCCCAAGGAGGCAGCAGCUGAGACCAGCAUGUACCUCUCCCUCCAGUCAGAGCUGCGCCACGGCUUCCGGGAUCAGCAGCGGGCGCACAGCAGGCAAUUCAUUGGCGGCACACAUGCAUCGUCUGGCUGCCAGCGGCGGCCAAUUUGCCGGCUGUGUACGUAUCCCACUUUCCUUCACACUGGGUUGUGAAAAAGAGAAGAUCUGGCGCCUGGCGCUAGAGCGCAAGGCAGGAUCGCAGCUCAUACGUGGCUACGUUUCCUUGUCAUUUGCGUGGAGGAUAACCAGUGAGGGAAUGUUAGUGCACGAGGUUACUACUCUUGAGCGUAUUCUGGAUGAGAAGCUUGAGCUCCUGGCGCAGCUGAAUCCGAUGCCCAUUUCGGCCGCCGCGUCCUUCGUUCAUGGCCCUACGGAGCAAGCCAGUGCUGGGGUGCAAGACCCUGGCUCAGCAGGUGCAGCUUUCUCUACACCCACCGCUGGCGGCGUCGUUGACCAUGGGUCUCUUAACCUUGGUUCAGGUGGUAUUGCUGCAAGUACUGCACGCCCAUUGCAAGUGAAAAAGACUGCGAAGGCCUUGGCGGAAUCUUAUUACGUCAACCUGGAGUUAUCCAUCCUGGAAAUCGCCGGGCUCCUGCCACGCGAGGGCUUACGCGCAACUGUUGCAGCUUCAAUGUACGGGCGCCAAACAGCCAGCACAAUGUCAGUUGCAAUGCUUCCCCGUGCUGUCGUGACGAUGACAUGUGGUGGCGACACAAAGAGAGAAAUUGCAAGCACCAAUUCGGUCAACCCGCGGUUCUCCAAGAACAAGCACACCUUCGAAAAUGUCCCUCUGGGUUCCAAGUUGGAUUUAAAGGUGUUUGACCAAGUGAGCGGAUCAUACACCAAGCCCGUAGCUGAGGCUGAGCUUCACCUGUCCCUUAUUCCGGGCACUGACCCUAUCUACGCUUGGGUGGCGCUGGCACGGCGUAAGCAUGGUUCGCGGUCGCAACGGAUGCUUGCUUUGAUAAUGGUUAUGGAGGAGGAGGGUGAUGCUGGUGUACAGUUGCUCCUGCGAAUCAAGAUAAACAAGCCGCAGAUCCACGGCGUUUCAAUGGCCGUUACACUCGACUUGGCGGGUAUUGGGUUAUGUGCGAAGACUAACCUCGAAGAGCUCUUCAACUACACCAUGCAUAAGCUGCGUGCAAUGCUGGUACAGACACGUACUGAGGUACAGUUGUCUCUGGCUGUACAAACAAUUCAGCUGGACAACCAGAUGCUUGAGGCGAAGAACCCUGUCGUGUUGUCCCCGGCGGAUGUUUCAGGAUCUAGCAGUUUAGCGCAGGCCAGGCGGCGACAUAUGGCGCAGUUCUCCCGACGCAUGGGCCGGUCUAAUCCUGUUCUAAGGGUGGGAGUCCAAGAUCCCUCUCUGCGGGAUCCACUGUUAACUUGCCAGGUGGUUUAUAACCAGGCUGGCAGCAAUCAUGCGAUGGUCAACUCAAAGGAGGACAGCGUGGGCAUACUAGCCUUCAGGAAAGUCGUGAUGCAGCUUGGUCCGUUGGAUUUCUCCGCUGAUCAGGAGUUCAUUGAGGGUGUCAUUGCCUACCUCAACGGCCUUCCCUUGGAAGACUUUUAUCAGGACAAGGAGUGGCAGCUGAAGAUUGAUGCCAUGCAGGGAGGAAGCAUGGCUCCAAUUGGUGCUGCGGAAGAUCUAAUCACCUUAACGCGUCAGGACAGCCUGAGCGACUUUUCCUUCGCAUGGCUUGCUGCCAAGGAGGCUAAGGAGUUUGAGCUGCUGCGCGGCCAGAGCUCCAUGUGGUUCUACCUUGAGGAAAUCCGGUGGGCCCGUGCUCAGCCUCGGGAGUUUUACUUAUCGGACGUUUUCAUAAAUGUGACGCUGGCGCUCUCGAGCAGCUUUAACACAGGCGGCAGUGCACCCAUGCUGGCAAGAAGCACCGGCAGGGAGGACGACCGCCAACGCUCCAUGCUGCGGGGUUUUUUGUCGCGCGUCUCGGGGAGCAAUGGCUUCCAGCUCAUUAACGUUACAAAUGCUCCCAUUCAACUGGAGCACGUGGAGCUGAAGAAUCACCUAGUCAACCGGGUCUCUCUAGUCAACAAGCUGUACAGGCAUUACUCCUGGAUUGCGAUUGCACAGGCACGGAAAGUUUUGGGUGGAGCCGGACCUGCCAUUGCCGCCAUUCCCGCAUCGCUGCUCUGGGCCAGCAUAGCGUUAGUUGACCUGGGUCAGGAUGUGGCCGCCAAGCGUGUGAAUCCACUUUUGGUGCCGGCACGCAUCGGCUACGUUGCCUUCACCCUCAUGGGCCAGGUUAUUGGCGUCCUCAGCCGCACCAUGUGCGCUGUGAUGGGCGUUCUGCCGCCUCGGUUCUCAUCGGACAGUUUGAACUUGUGUGACUCCGAGACGGCACGGCGGUUCGGCAUGAAGCCGCAAACUGCAAUAGAUGCAUUAUACCUUGGCCAGCGUGAUGUCGUUUUGGGCUUGAUGUCAGCUGCCUUUGGCUUUGUCCACGACACUGCAGCGGGUGGACGAUGGAAGGGCGGGCUCGUCGUACUUGGCGUUCCUGCUGGAAUACUCAAAGCAUCGCUGGGAUUAGGCGUUCGGCCGGCCGCGGGGGCUGUAGAAGCGACCAGCAAGCUCCUGCAGGGCAUCGGCUUGGCAUGCCUAGGCAAGCGCGGCAUCCAAGGCAAACUUGUCCGCAGGGUUCAGGCGCCUGGGCUGGCCAUUACUGAUGUCGUCCAGGCGGCGCGGGCUAGUGUCGCACAGGCGGCAAUACAGGCGGCUCUUAUAGCCGCAUGGCAGGCUGCGUUGCCGGCGAUCUCCUCUUCGCUGGCAGAUGAUGAUGUGCUGGAUGUGGUAGCAGCCCGCGCGACUCGCGUUGUGUUGCUGACCAAUCGCCAUCUCGCGUACUUGUACGCUCGCCGUGUUACAGCAACGGCAUCCACGUCUUCCUCGGUAGCCUCGGGAAACACGACAUCUGGUGCUUUCUCAGUGACCUAUCGGGUCAAGUGGAUUAUCCGCAAUGACCACAUCGAUAAUAUCCGUGGCGUCGAUCGCAACUAUGCUGUCAGCGUCGAGUACCACAAACCAGUGAAGCUUGGCCGCUUGUCUCUCAAGUUGCCUCUGCACAGAGGCAUGCGAACGACAACAGCGGAAGGUCAUAAAGACCUCAUUUUCCGCUUAAAUCGCCACAUUGGCCGUUCUGCCCAUGGCAAUGCGUUCGUCAGCACAAUAGCGGCUGUGACUGCGGAUAGUGCGGGAAAUGCUGGCACAAGUGUGCAAGGCCUGCGCAUUAUGAUGCCCGCCGAAGUCGAGGUGGCUGCGGUGGGGCAACAUGGAGCUCGUGGCUCGCAGGGCACCCCACGGUAGCACCGUUGUGGCACAGUGGAUGGUUAUUCCGAGCAAAGACAUUGGGCUUAGCUUACUACUGAGCAUGGGGUCUAACCAUUUUUGAGGCGUACAUUCAUUAGUUAUCAAGUUCAUCCGACGUUUGUAUUGUUCUACAGUGGCAUGUAUGCAUCCAAACCAGUCCUACUUAUGUUUUACCAUGGUUUUACCAUUGUACGUCUAUCUGUUCACCAUCGCGGGGUAAAACCUUCAGGUGGCUCUCUCUUUCCUUCGAAGCAUUGUUCUAAUCUUAUUGAAAAAUGACGUAUCUUUCUCUUGUCGAGGAAUUUCGUGGCAACCUCCUUCCAUUGAUUACUCUGUGGAUUGUCAGAGUUAGGCAUUAGCAGGCGCAAUGCACUCGUCAAAAUGGUCAGUAAGACACUGCAUUUCUGGCUUUUCUGCUUGGUACACGGUGGGUUGUAUCAUAAAAAGAUCAUUUUUCUCUUUUUACUUGACCGCUCUUUCUUUGACCGUAGAUUUGCAUAGCUUGUGUUCAGGCGCGGAGAGUUAAAUAGGGGUUAUGGGAUCGUUUCUUUGCCUUUUUCUGGAUACUUUGCAAUGCUUUACAAUUUGAACAAGCUGUUGGAAAUAAACACUGGUCUAUCGAUUGGCUGAUUUGAUGGGUAUAUAUAAAUUAUACAAUGUCCGGGGCUGCGUGAAACACCGGCAAUGCCGACAUGAUAUGCUUGUAAGGAGGACCUUAGCCCGAAGGUACACAGGCAAUGCAGUCGGACAUUUCCCCUAACGAACGCGGGAAAUAAUAAAGGUCGGCCUAUGGCUGUCGGCUUUUGCACCUGAACGCGAUGAAAGAUGCUUCUUCUCCUUGCGACAGCACCUAAGCAAACACCCAAGAAACGAACCAGCCAGCCGUGCGUUCUCGCACCACUCGGGCCCCUAACUUUUCACCAGACACCUCAGCCGCCAUGGUAGUCCAAUUGUGUUUCGGGCACGACGGAGCUCAGCUCGUCGAGCCGCAUGCCCUCCUGGCCAUGGUUUCCGCCGGUGGUGGCAGCAGCACCCGUGAACUGACCUUCAGUGUGCUUCACAGCGACGGUCGUUUCACCGGCAGCACAAGCAUUGCUCUCUCUUUGUACUUGGGGCAUCACAUGUCCGACAUGCGCAGGUAAACACCGGGAAACGGCCAACAUGCCCCUCCACGCUAAAUCAACUGAGUUCGUUUUUUCCUCGGCGCUGUCUUUUCCGACUCUCAUCCCCGUGGCAUCGCCAGUUAUUACCGUCAGCGAGGAGCCUUCUCGCGUGCCUGCUGUAACUUGUGGGCCAGGCAACCCCUCAGCAGGAAUCCUUCCCCAUGGAAGCUCGGCUUCCACCGCGUUCCCCUUAUGCCUGUCUUCAAUAAAUGCAUUAGUACCGUCAAUCCUCGACACAGUCGCUGCAGGCACAAUCUGCAUGGAUGCGGCGGCCCAGGAACCUGGCGGCUUGCUCUCCUGGCAGUGUAACGCAUGCUGCUGAGGUGCACCCCCAUCCCGCUGUAGAGGGCGACAUACAGACUGGACCGCACCGCCGCCCGGGAUCGUCGCAGAAGGCUUCUCAAGAUGGUAUUGCGGAGCACGGGAUGUCGGGCCGCUGGCUGCCGGCCUGUUUGCAGUCCCAACCGCCAACGCCUCCUGGGAGGGGCUACCGACUGCGCCCUGACCUUCAGGUGACGCUGCUACUGGUUGUGUGGCGGGUGUGGCCGCAAGCACCGUUGGUGCCGCAGCACGAUGGUCCUGAGCGUGUAGUGCCAUCCGCAGCUGCGUUG